Lolium rigidum is the source of this 1924-nucleotide messenger RNA. Its product is annotated as peptidyl-prolyl cis-trans isomerase FKBP53-like. The transcript is spliced from 12 exons. The record is from RefSeq and is a predicted model, not a curated record. Gene Ontology annotation, molecular function: peptidyl-prolyl cis-trans isomerase activity. NCBI's taxonomy places the organism in Eukaryota, Viridiplantae, Streptophyta, Magnoliopsida, Poales, Poaceae. Bases 145 to 1635 code for a protein of 496 amino acids.
GCUCCCCUAAACCCCUCCUCUCUAUUUAGGGUUUCUCGCCGCCUCCCCUGCUCUCACCUCUUCUACCACCGCCUCGAAGCUUCCAAAUCCCCCGAAGCCGAUCUCCUCCCAUCGAGAUCGAGGCACAUUCGUCGAAUCGCAGAGAUGUCUUCGUUUUGGGGUGUUGAGGUGAAGCCCGAGAAGCCCUACAUGCUCACCCCCGACCCGCGCCGCGGCCGCCUGCGCCUCACCCAGGCGACGCUGGGGGCUGAGGUUGGUAAGGCGGAGAAGGGGAGGAAGAACGUGGUGCAGGUGCAGUGCGCCGUGAAGAACAACGACCCCGUGUACCUCUGCGCCCUGGUCUCGGGCCAGUCGGAGUCGUGCAACCUGGAUUUCGAGUUCGAGGAGAAGAUUGUGACCUUCUCGGUGCUCGGCCCCAGGAGCGUCCACCUGGCUGGAUACUAUGUCGCCGAUGAGUAUGAUGAGGAGGACAUGGACUGCGACACUUGCAGUGAUGAGCUGCAGGGCUCCGACUCCGAGGAGGAUUUAUAUGCGUCCGAUGAGGGCGUGGUCAUUCCAGGAUCCCAUGGGGAGAUGGGCACAGACAGCGAAGAUGAUUUGGACUACGAUUCAGAUUACGAUUCGGACGAUGAUGAAGAGUUGUUCAACAACCAGCGUAGAGGCAAGAGCUCAGUUGUUAUUGAGGAGAUUCAAGAGGAUGACAAGCCUGCUGGUGGUGAAGGACAGAAGGGAUCAAACAAGAAACAAACCAGUGAAGAUGGUGACAAUUCUCGACUCCAGGUUGCUGUUAGAACUCCAACUGCUGGAUCAUUGGAAAGUGAAGACGAAGAUGGCUUUCCUGUAUCUGACUCAAAGAGUUCAAAGGGUAGUUCUAAGAAAGAACCAAAGACUAAUGAGGACAGGAAAAGGAAAAGUGGCGACAUUACUGAGCCAUCAGGGGAUGUAAUUGCUGAAAAUGACCGGAUCUCAAAGAAAAAGAAGAAGGCUAAGGAUAAGAGGACUGCUGUGGACAGUGAGAAGGUAAAAGAUGAAGGAAAGGAGAUCACGCAAGAGUCCUCAGCUGACAUUGUUGAAGCCAAGCAGAAGAAAAAGAAAAACAAGAAGGCAAGUGCUUCUGAGGCUGACCCUGAUCAGCAAGCUGAUGAGAAAACCAUAACCGACGAUGUUGAAGAGCCUAGCAAACAAGCGGCCAAGAAAAAGAAGAACAAGAAGAAAACAAAGGAGAACAACACAAGUGAAAAACAGGUACAGACUGAUGUUUCAAAGUCAGAUAGCAGCAAGGAGGAGACAUCACAAACACGGACUUUUGGCAAUGGUCUGAUCAUUCAGACGGUGGCGUUGGGCAAACCAGAUGGUAAAAAGGCUGCCCCUGGGAAAAAGGUUGCUGUUAAGUACAUUGGCAAGUUGAAGAAUGGAACGAUUUUUGACUCUACUGUUGGUAAAAGGCCUUUUGAGUUUAGACUGGGAAUUGGUCAGGUUAUUAAAGGCUGGGACAUUGGUGUCAACGGCAUGCGCAUUGGUGACAAAAGAAGGCUAACCAUUCCACCAUCUAUGGGCUAUGGAAAGGAGAAGGCAGGGCAGAUACCGCCCAACUCAACUCUUGUGUUUGAUGUGGAGCUAAUGAACGUAAAAUGAACGGGAGUGAAAGGGAUCAGGACAAACUGAGGCUGCCAUGCAAGUUCAAAGAACACCAGUUUCCUCCAUCAGCGCUACAGCUUUACUGAAUAUUCUACAGUCGUUAUAUGUACCUUGGUAUUUUUGUUAGCUCUACAUAUGAACUAAGCCAUCUGUGCUAAAUUUUGGGGGCGUUAACAUUUGCGUGGCUUGCAAGUGAACUUAUGGUUAUGUGGCUCGUUUUUGUCGUUCUUGUGAGAUCAUGACUUGUUUCGAAUGAAUGAAGAAAGAAGUCUAGAUAACCCCCUAA